CACACACACACACACACACACGUCAGGCAAAGAUGGCGGCCUUCACUGUGGCCCGCAGAAGCGGCGGGCUGUUGAGCGGGUUAAGGACGUCUUUCAGGAGUCUGGCGCCCGUGAAAUAUGCCGCGCUGCAGCCGACGAACCAGCCGGGGGCCCGCCGCUGGAGCUCCGCCGGGGCCCUGAGCGUUAAGCAGCGGAUUGACGAGAAACGGAAGAUGGCGCUGUGCGGGGGAGGUCAGAACAGAAUAGACGCACAACACAAAAAGGGCAAGUUGACGGCCAGGGAGCGAGUGGAGCUGCUGCUGGACCCCGAGUCCUUCGUGGAGUCGGACAUGUUCGUGGAGCAUCGUUGCUCCGACUUCGGCAUGGAGCAGGACGGGAACAAGUUCCCGGGAGACAGCGUGGUGACCGGCCGGGGCCGGAUCAAUGGGAGGCUGGUUUAUGUGUUCAGUCAGGUGUGUGACCUUUACUUCUACUCUUCUACUCUACACAACAAUGUGUUCAAUUUAAUAACAAAUGUGACAAACUUUAAUAUUCCUCCCACACUUUCGGUUUUCCCUCAGGACUUCACGGUGUUCGGAGGAAGUCUGUCCGGAGCUCAUGCACAGAAGAUUUGUAAGAUUAUGGACCAGGCCAUGACGGUCGGAGCCCCCGUCAUCGGGUUGAACGAUUCCGGAGGAGCUCGCAUCCAGGAGGGAGUGGAGUCUCUGGCUGGAUAUGCAGAUAUAUUCCUGAGGAAUGUGUUGGCUUCAGGAGUCGUACCUCAGAUCUCCCUCAUCAUGGGUCCCUGUGCCGGAGGAGCCGUCUACUCGCCGGCCCUGACGGAUUUUACCUUCAUGGUUAAGGACACAUCAUACCUGUUCAUCACAGGACCCGAUGUCGUGAAGUCGGUCACCAACGAAGAUGUGACUCAAGAGGAGCUCGGUGGAGCCAAGACACACACCACCGUGUCCGGAGUGGCGCACCAUGCUUUCGAAGACGACGUCGAAGCCUUGCUCAACGUGCGGGAGUUCUUCAACUUCCUGCCGCUGAGCAACCAGGACCCGGCUCCCAUCCGAGAGUGCCACGACAGCAGCGACCGCCCGGUACACUCUUUGGACACCAUCGUGCCGUUGGAGACGACUAAAGCCUACGACAUGUUGGACAUCGUUCGAGCCAUAGUAGAUGAGAGCGACUUCUUCGAGAUCAUGCCCAACUACGCCAAGAACAUCGUGGUGGGCUUUGCCCGCAUGAACGGACGCACCGUAGGCAUUGUGGGUAACCAGCCCAAAGUGGCUUCUGGUUGUUUGGACAUCAACUCCUCAGUGAAGGGAGCCCGCUUUGUGCGCUUCUGUGACGCUUUCAAUAUUCCCAUCAUCACCUUUGUGGACGUGCCAGGCUUCCUGCCAGGUACCGCUCAGGAGUACGGAGGCAUCAUCAGGCACGGAGCCAAGCUGCUCUACGCCUUCGCAGAGGCCACGGUCCCCAAAAUAACCGUCAUCACCAGAAAGGCCUACGGAGGAGCCUAUGACGUGAUGAGCUCCAAACACUUGAGAGGAGAUGUGAACUACGCCUGGCCCACCGCCGAGGUCGCGGUCAUGGGCGCCAAGGGGGCCGUGCAGAUCAUUUUCAGAGGGAAGGAGAACCAGGCGGAAGCAGAGGCCGAAUACGUGGAGAAGUUCGCCAACCCUUUCCCGGCUGCUCUCAGAGGGUUUGUGGAUGACAUCAUCGAGCCUUCGACCACCCGCAAGAGGAUCUGCAGAGACCUGGAGGUGCUGGCAAGCAAGAAGCAGCUGAAUCCCUGGAAGAAACACGCCAACAUUCCGCUGUGAAACACACCACCACCUACACCCGCUGUGGGGUCUUUUUCAGACAAAUGAACUGCAGAGUAAUGACAACUUGGGUCCCCAGGUGUCCCUUCCAGCUCUGAUGUGUUUUGAACUAUAAACUUAACUUUGUUAAAAAAAAUCAGCACAUUUCUCUGUACAACCACUGGUAUGCAAACAUUUUACAGUUCAUGAGGUGGAGACACACAUUGAAGGUCAUGUCAGUUGUGGCCAUAUUGGUCACUUUGAGAAUAAGGUUGAAUCUCAAAGGGUAGAUUACCGUGUUAGUGGAAAUGCAAACAUGUUGUACACGUGUAGGGUUUCCAAAGUUGUAUGCAGUGUAUUUAGUCCAGGUUUCUGCUGUGUACAUUAGUGACCACUUUCAGGUGAACUCCCCGUAAUCAAUGUCAUCCGGACACUGUGCCUUUCCUCUUGUAAAAUAAAUCAUGGACUCCAAA
Messenger RNA from Gasterosteus aculeatus aculeatus (three-spined stickleback), 2260 nucleotides. The record is from RefSeq and is a predicted model, not a curated record. Lineage: Eukaryota; Metazoa; Chordata; Actinopteri; Perciformes; Gasterosteidae.